Messenger RNA from Morchella importuna, 210 nucleotides. RefSeq lists its product as uncharacterized. The record is from RefSeq and is a predicted model, not a curated record. NCBI's taxonomy places the organism in Eukaryota, Fungi, Ascomycota, Pezizomycetes, Pezizales, Morchellaceae. The transcript has 2 exons. The coding region runs from base 1 to 210 and encodes 69 amino acids.
AUGGCGCGCGCCAGUUCCGAGCUGAAGGCAUUCUACCCAACUGGAAUGUUGCUCUUCUCCAAACCAUUACAGUUUGCCCCGGUGUUAAAUAUCGCUUCGCAGCAUGGACUGCAGCGAACGGGGGCGUUUGUACGGUUACCUACCUCAUUGGAAACCAAGGAGGGUCAAGCACUUUUACCGCCGAUACGCAAGCGUUUGCUGCACAUGUAG